UCAAGCUGAGCUCUGAUAGUCAGUCUUGAGCGCUCACUGCUUUUGCCUGGAGGGUUAAGGGUUUUAGUGCUGUGGGAUUUGUGUCAUUAACUCCAAAAGCAGAAGUUGAAACACAGUGUGGUGUAGAGAGAACCAGGAAAUGAUUGCUGGAAAGAGCAGGAAGUAAAAGCAGUCCCAGCCACGGUGAAAAAUGAGUAUUUUUUCUAAAUUAAAUUAGUGGUUAAAUUUCAGAGAGCUGAAAAAUGCUACUCUGACCCUUUUCAGAACAGAGCUGGCUUUAAGUCUCAGGAACUGCAUUUGGCUCUGAUAUUUGAAUUAUGCCAUGAGAUCUUUCUCAGUUGGCUCAAUGUUGGAAUGCACAAACCUGAGAAACAGAGAGAAGAGCUCCUGCCAGCAGUGCUCUGAGUCAGAUUUUCCCCAAGACUGAUAAUCACUGUGGCUGAUCUUGAGGAGCACAGACACGUGUCAGGCAACGAUUCCUUCUGGAAAGUGCUCUGAUACCUGUGAUCUUUCAUCCCUAAAUCUGGAAUUAAUGGAGUGAUUUUCCAGCCAUCUGUGGUAUUUGAUGGUUUGGAUGGUCUGGAAACCUUAAGGCUUUUCCCAGUGCCCAGGUGUACCACGGCGUGGGAAUGACUGCAUAGGUGGGAAGAGGCAUUAUCAGCAGAGGGCUAAAUGGAGCAAGAUGCUCUUAAUUUUACUACAGGUUAAAAAAAGCAUGUCAGAGCAGGUUCUGGGGAAUCCAUGUGUGCAUUUACACCUUGGGAAUUCUGUGUACUGUGCCCUGGCCAGUGCAGGAGCUAACCUGCACCGAUAAAGAAGGGAGUGGAUGAACACCCAUUUGAGUUUUUGUGAUUAGCUGUCUUUGUUCAGAGACUUUUGCUCAGUCAGCCAUUACUCUGGAACAAUUUUUGGGAUGAAACAUUAUUUGGAAAUAUUUGCUUAGGCUUUUGUUUGUAUUUGCAAUACAGUAACUGUUUCCUGUCAAUUCCAAGAAUUCUCUUUUCUGUUUUCCUCUGAAGCUGCUUUUGAUGAGGUUAGUGGAAUUGUUAUGUGUGGAUGGCCUGCAGAAAUGCAAUCAGAUUUCUUCCAUCAGAACAUGAACUGCGUGGCAAGGUUGUCUGGGUGACAGGAGCCUCAAGUGGCAUCGGAGAAGAAUUGACUUACCAGCUGGCAAAGCUGGGAGCCUUGCUUGCCAUCUCUGCCAGAAGGGAGGAUGAGCUGCAGAGAGUGAAAAAGAAAUGCCUUCAGAUUAGCAGCUUGAGUGAAAAUGAUAUCCUUGUUCUGCGUCUCGACUUGACUGACAGAUCCUCUCACGAAGCUGCAACCAACAGUGUGCUCAAGCAUUUUGGCAAGAUUGAUGUUUUGGUCAACAAUGGUGGGCGCUCACAACGCUCCUUGUUCGUGGACACAAACCUGGAUGUUUACAACGCCAUCAUCGAGCUCAACUACCUGGGCACCAUCUCGCUGACAAAGUAUGUCCUGAACCACAUGAUCCAGAGGAAGAAAGGGAAGAUUGUCACUGUGAGCAGUGUGAUGGGCAUCAUGGGAGCUCCUCUUGCCACCGGCUACUGUGCCAGCAAGCACGCUCUGCAGGGAUUCUUUAAUUCUCUGCGGACUGAGCUGACUGACUACCCUGAGAUAAGCGUUAUCCAAAUCUGCCCAGGGCCUGUGCAGUCCCAGAUCAUCCAGAAUGUCUUCACUGAGAAUCUUGCAAAGUCCAUCGAGAACAGCGGGGACCAGUCCCACAAGAUGCCCACAGACCGCUGUGCCCGGCUCACCCUGGUGAGCGUGGCCAACGACGUGAAGGAGGCCUGGAUCAGCGACCACCCCUACCUGGCCGUGUGCUACCUGUGGCAGUACGCACCCACCUGGGCCUGGUGGCUCAUGAACAGGAUGGGCAAGAGGAGGAUACAGAACUUCAAGAGCGGAAUUGAUGCUGAUGCCUCUUACUCAAGGAAGAAGAAGUAAGGAGGAGCGUGCACAAAAUCCUGCUGUACUUGUGCUAAGGCUGAGAAACUUUUCAUAUUGCGUGACUACAAACAGCUUUUUUUUGGUUUUGUUAUGUCUUUGUCAUCCUGUAACUUGACAGAUCUAUUGAGCUGAUGACACACUUGACUAAAUAAAAAUCUCUUUCUAAACACA
This is a messenger RNA of Parus major (Great Tit), 2142 nucleotides long. It is a transcript of the gene DHRS7, whose product is annotated as dehydrogenase/reductase 7. The record is from RefSeq and is a predicted model, not a curated record. Lineage: Eukaryota; Metazoa; Chordata; Aves; Passeriformes; Paridae. The transcript is spliced from 7 exons. Bases 1057 to 1968 code for a protein of 303 amino acids. Gene Ontology annotation, molecular function: oxidoreductase activity.